CCGCCCAUUUCUUUUUAUUUCUUUUCUUGACUCUGUUCAGCCUCUCACACACACACACACACACACUUACACACACACACACUUACACACACACAGGGUUUAUUUUGUGUGUGAGGAUUAAAGUCAUGGCGUUCACUCUGCACGGCGCGGUGAAGAAAAAAGUCUGUUAUUAUUACGACGGAGAUAUCGGUAAUUAUUAUUACGGACAGGGUCACCCCAUGAAGCCUCACCGAAUCCGCAUGACGCACAACCUGCUGCUGAACUACGGCCUGUACCGCAAGAUGGAGAUCUACAGGCCUCACAAAGCAACAGCGGAUGAAAUGACAAAGUAUCACAGCGACGAUUACAUCAAGUUCCUGCGCUCCAUCCGACCAGACAACAUGUCCGAGUUCAGCAAACAGAUGCAGCGCUUUAACGUGGGUGAGGACUGUCCGGUGUUUGAUGGACUGUUUGAGUUCUGUCAGCUCUCUGCAGGAGGUUCAGCAGCCGGUGCGGUGAAGCUGAACCGGCAGCAGACGGACAUUGCGGUGAACUGGGCGGGAGGUUUACACCACGCUAAGAAGUCAGAAGCGUCCGGGUUCUGCUACGUUAAUGACAUCGUACUCGCCAUACUGGAGCUGCUCAAGUACCACCAGAGGGUGCUGUACAUCGACAUUGAUAUUCACCAUGGCGACGGGGUGGAGGAGGCGUUUUACACCACCGACCGCGUCAUGACCGUCUCCUUCCACAAGUACGGAGAGUACUUCCCCGGCACUGGAGACCUGCGGGAUAUCGGUGCAGGUAAAGGUAAAUACUACGCAGUGAAUUUUCCUUUGAGAGACGGAAUAGAUGACGACUCAUACGAACAGAUCUUCAAACCUGUGAUGGCGAAGGUGAUGGAGAUGUAUCAGCCGAGUGCUGUGGUGCUGCAGUGUGGAGCUGAUUCUCUCUCAGGAGACCGACUCGGCUGCUUCAACCUCACUAUCCGCGGCCAUGCUAAGUGUGUGGAGUAUAUAAAGUCGUUUAAUUUGCCGAUGUUGAUGUUGGGUGGAGGGGGUUACACCAUUCGCAACGUCGCCCGAUGCUGGACCUACGAAACCUCCGUCGCCCUGGAUACCGACAUCCCUGAUGAGUUGCCAUAUAACGAUUAUUUUGAAUAUUUUGGUCCGGACUUUAAGCUGCACAUCAGUCCAUCUAACAUGACCAACCAGAACACACAGGAGUACAUGGACAAGAUCAAGCAGCGUCUGUUUGAGAACCUGCGCAUGUUACCCCACGCUCCUGGGGUUCAGAUGCAGCCUAUUCCAGAGGACAGCGUUCCUGACGACACCGCGGACGAGGACACGGAGGACCCGGACAAACGCAUGUCCAUCCGAGCGUCAGAUAAGAGGAUCGCGUGUGAUGAAGAGUUCUCGGACUCGGAGGAUGAGGGGGAGGGGGGGCGCAGGAACGUGGCCAAUCACAAGAAGGGAGUGAAGCGAGCGCGGGUGGAGGACGACAGGAAGGAGGGGGAGGAGAAGAAAGGAGUCUCUGUAUUACGGUUUCCAGAAGUGAAGGAGGAGGAGAAACCGAAGGAGAUCAACUCAGAUAAACAUGACUCAAAGAGCGUAAAGACUGAGCAGACCAGCAGUACCUGAGGCCACCAGCAGGGGCACUGCCUGUCUCGCCCUCGUUAUAUUUAUUACUAAAAGAAGUGUGUGUCUGUGUGUGUGGUUCUGAUCAGUGAUGCUGCAGCAGGUCCAGCAGGGGGCGCUGUUCAUUUCCUUCUCUUUUUUCUCAUGUUUCUUUUUCUUUCUUUUCUUUUUUUUUUUUUUUUUUUUGUAGAAAGUGUGUGUGUGUGUGAUGUCAUGUUGACACACAUGCUGAUCGAUGAUGUCAUAUUUUUGUUAAACUCUGAUAUUAAAGCUGUUUUAUACUUUUCUGUG
Molecule: messenger RNA, 1904 nt
Organism: Pangasianodon hypophthalmus (striped catfish)
Lineage: Eukaryota; Metazoa; Chordata; Actinopteri; Siluriformes; Pangasiidae
Product: histone deacetylase 2
Exons: 14
Coding region: 126-1616 (496 amino acids)
Molecular function (GO): histone deacetylase activity
Source: RefSeq, a predicted model, not a curated record